AGAAGGGUUUUGAAGUACAAUGCUAUAAAUGAGUAUAUAAACUCGAAGUUUAAAGACCCAAAUGAGGAAAUGCAGAGAAUAUUAGAGAAGAAACACUUCAGAAACAAACAGAAAGAGAUAGAAUACAUUUCGAAGAAAUUGCAAUCUUACGAUUGGAAGACUUACCCUCAUAGAUGUCUUCUUAUCUUAGAUGACUUUGCUUCUCAUCCUUUGUUAAAGAACAGAGAACAAGAUAUGUGUCGAAUUCUUAAGAAGCUCAGACACUUUAACAUCUCAGUUGUCAUUUGUGUACAGACAGCAAAGAGUUUAAGUAAGGAUGUUAAAAGAAUACUUACUGACAUUAUACUUUUCCCCGGAUUGUCCGAAGACGAUUUCAUGGAACUUAUGAAAGAGUCCAUGGCAGGUAAGUUUGACAGACAUGAACUAUGGAGAAAGUACAAAGUCAUACAAGACCCUCAUACUUCUUUCAGAAUUCAUAUCUACGCAAACAAAGUUCAAAUUGUAAAAAGUCAAGCUUGA
Trichomonas vaginalis G3 is the source of this 519-nucleotide messenger RNA. RefSeq names its product protein of unknown function, DUF4106 family. The transcript has a single exon. The annotation marks the transcript as partial. NCBI's taxonomy places the organism in Eukaryota, Parabasalia, Trichomonadida, Trichomonadidae. The record is from RefSeq and is a predicted model, not a curated record.